AUGCAACAUGGGCACAGCUUCAAGGCGGAGCUCGCGACCCAUCAGACGGCCUGCGAGUGGUCGCCGGACGCCGUGGUGUUGAGCGAGGAAACAUGGCGGAGGGCGAGCCUCGACUUCUUCAAGCUGGUCGGCCUUGGGCUACGAGAUUGCUGCUCGUUGUGCGGGCCUCAUCCGAGGGUGCUCCUUUGCGACGGGAUCGUGGGGCUCUCGAGCUCCGACGGCGCACAUAGGCCUGGGGGGCUCGGCAGCUCUUCUCUCGAUGCGCGGCGCACGUUCUUCCACCCCAGCCGGCACUUGAGCGGAGCACUCCUUGAGAAGAGGUCGAUCUCCGGCCGUGACUACUGCGGUGCGGGUCUCGAGGGAGGCGGCAUGAAGCGCAAGCUUUUGUUGCAACCGGAGCUACGAGAGGCGAUCGCGCGCCUGUCUCAGCACCGCCCCAAGGACGAGCGGCUCGGCAAGGGGCUAUCAAGGUCGGACUUCAAGGCUCUUCUCGACGGGUUGGCUCACCAGGACUCCCAAAUUGUGAAGCGUUUUGGUCCGGCCGAGGCAGAGGGCCCCCUUCCAGAGGACGGUCGAAGGCGCCUCCUCGUCGAGCAACGGACGAUGGUUCGGGACCGCAAUCUGGCCGUUUUCGAGCUACUGACGGGACUCCAGGCCGACUUUGCGAGGCGUGGGUUGAGCCCGAACCUCUGGGAGCACCGGAUUGGCGAAUGGACGGACUUCCUGUACUCGCUAGGAGCUCACGACUCGGACGAAGACCUCAUCGGAGUUGGCGCGCUGCACGUGGUCCGAAAGCUUUUGCUGGGAGGCGAGGCCUCUCUCGAGGACCGCCGCGAGUUGGGACGAGAUGCGCCCAUCUUGCGGCGGAUUCUCGACUCGUACGGAGGGCUUGCGACGCGGCCCCUGACCAUCGAAGAGCGCCAACGGCUGAACGAGGCUCAAGGGUUGGCAAACGGGUUGCUUCCCGGCGUCGAGAGGUUGGAGCCGAGCGCCGAGCAGUGGAAUGCCAUGAGCGCCGAGCACGAGCGCUCGCUUUUAAGAGAGAGGCUGGGGAAGGACGAGGAAGGAGUUGGGUUGCACCCAUUGCCGGCGGGGCACGGCUUUCGGGCCGAGCAGGAGGGCUUGGCGUGCUACUCUUUUCCCGGGUGGGAGCAAAAACGGGGGUUGCCUCAUUUUAGCAGCUUCGAGCACCCAGAUGGCCGGAGCAAGAGCUCAGAGGAGAACAAGUGUGCUACGGGAAAGUCGGUGACGGAGUGGGACGCCGAGAACAUACUCGGGCUGGUCAAGGGUGCCGGAAAGCUCUCGGGAAAGAAGGGGGGACUCAGCAAGCGGCCAAAUAGGAGUCGGGGGGUCUUCGUGUUUUGUUGCCCGCACCGCGUGAUUUAUGGCUUUCACACCAUGUUGCGAGGGGAGAGCCCAAGGGACGCGUUUGCCGUGCUCUACACGCGGCUCAGGCGCGAGGAUUUGCCCGAAGUGCUGUGUUAUGACAACGCGUGUGCCCUACGCAACUACUCCAUGCGGCGGGCCCCGGCACACUUUGCAAACGUUCGUUUUGUGGUCGACAG
Molecule: messenger RNA, 1565 nt
Organism: Klebsormidium nitens
Lineage: Eukaryota; Viridiplantae; Streptophyta; Klebsormidiophyceae; Klebsormidiales; Klebsormidiaceae
Source: the annotation of a GenBank genome assembly